Emiliania huxleyi CCMP1516 is the source of this 1404-nucleotide messenger RNA. RefSeq lists its product as hypothetical. Bases 1 to 1404 code for a protein of 467 amino acids. The transcript has a single exon. Gene Ontology annotation, cellular component: cytoplasm. The record is from RefSeq and is a predicted model, not a curated record. NCBI's taxonomy places the organism in Eukaryota, Haptophyta, Isochrysidales, Noelaerhabdaceae.
AUGACGCUCGCCGACGAAAUCGAGCGCAGCGGCGCGUUCCGCGAUGUGAUCCGCGCGUCCAACCGGCAAGAGUCGGAAAUCGCCAGGCUGCGGGAUGCUUUUGCGGCCAAAUCGAACCGAGGUGAGCGCAAGCUCAAGCUCUACCACGGCACGUCGCUGGAGGCGGCGCUGCGCAUCGAGAGCCAGGGCUUCCAGGCGUCAGCGACAGGCUGCCUCGGCCCCGGCGUCUACUUGGCGCGCGCGGACAAGGCUCUCCGCUUUGCGCAGGAGGGCGGCCGGCACGGCGGCGCGGAGGGCGGCCUCGUCGAGGUCCUCGUGCGCUUCAAGAACCCAAAGUUUGUUGCCGCCGAUGACGACACUUGGCAGGCCGAGGGCUACGACGCGUGCCGGGCCGAGGAGACCUCCGCCUCGCAGAAUAUGGAAUGGUGUGUCCUCCACCCCUCCCAGUGCCACGUCGUGCGCGUGCAGCCCGUCCCGCUGGUUGGCGGCAGCGCGCGCGUCAACGCUGUGUCGGAGGGCUCUUCCUUUGAGCUGGUGGAGGAGGCGCUCGGCGACCUCUCCCUAGACAGCGCCUCUGCCUCUGAUGCGGCCUCCGAAAUCUCAGACAACUACUCCGCGCCGACCCACGCCAACUUGCGCGCGCUCGCGCAGUCCGAGCAGCCAGAAGCGGUGAGGCGGAUGUUUGUCUGCCCAGAGCACGGCUUCUUUUGGAAGAAGGUGGCGCCCAAGCGCAACGGACUCUGCGUCGCUCGUUGCAGGCGUUGCCCGGUGGUGAACGGCGUCGGCACCCGCUACAUUGCAAUCCCAGCGGCGGAGGAGCGCGGCAAGGGGCUCUUCGAGUGCGGUGACUGCGGCAACGUGUGGACCUCCAACACCGCGUGCCGCUCGCUCAAGCAGUAUUGCCAUGCGGAGAAUUGCAACGCUCGCGAGGAGAUGCGCGGAUUCCUGCCAAAGGAGAUUCGCGCGCCAGAGCCCGCCUGGCUACGCGCUCGUCGCGCCCAGGCCCGCUCGCGCAACAUCCCAAGCAUCGACGAGGAUCAGCCAUUCGAAGCGGGCGGGGAACAGGGCGGGGCGGGCGGCUUCGAGGGCGGCGGCGGCCAUGAGGGCGGCGGCGGCUAUGACGGCGGCGGUGGUUACGAUGACUGUGGCAGCUACAGCGGCGCUGGCCAGCUCUGGCCAGAGGGCGUGGCCGAGGCUGACGCCGGUCAGGGCACGCCGGGCGGCCCGACGCGUCGUGGGAGCACCCGGCGCAAGCACUGGUGCUUUGGGUGCGAAUCUGGCGCAUGCAGGGCGCCGCCGCCCCUCUCACUCAAGCACGAGAGCACCGGAAGCACGGCACCGACCCGCUCGACGCUCCGCACGUGGUCAACGGCAAACUCGCAUGCACGUCUCGCGCGCGCGUGA